UCAAAUUCAACAACAAAUAUUAAUGAAGCUGGUAAGAAGCCUAAAAAGACACAUUCUUGUCCUUUAUGUGCUGCCGUUUUCCAAAGACCUGAACAUGUUAAACGUCACAUGAGAUCUCAUUCAAGUGAAAAACCUUAUGAAUGUGAUGAACCAAAUUGUGGUAAAAGAUUCAAUAGAGGUGAUAACUUAAAGGCUCAUUUGAGAAAGAUUCAUCAUCGU
Messenger RNA from Hansenula anomala, 219 nucleotides. RefSeq names its product C2H2-type zinc finger protein. The record is from RefSeq and is a predicted model, not a curated record. Gene Ontology annotation, molecular function: DNA-binding transcription factor activity, RNA polymerase II-specific; RNA polymerase II cis-regulatory region sequence-specific DNA binding. The transcript has a single exon. The annotation marks the transcript as partial. Lineage: Eukaryota; Fungi; Ascomycota; Saccharomycetes; Phaffomycetales; Wickerhamomycetaceae. Gene Ontology annotation, biological process: regulation of transcription by RNA polymerase II. Gene Ontology annotation, cellular component: chromatin.